AUAGAUUGGGAGAUCGAAUUGUUUACACAGCUCGAAACUAAAGACUGCCCAAAUGCAGACACAAACAAAUCACCAUAAAAACGUACUAUGAUCUGAAGAGAAAUCAAGCCAUGAAGGAAGAAGAGAAAACACACAAAACACACAUUUCGCCCGGCCUUACCCAAUAUUUCAAGCUCAUCUUCUCAUGCAUUCUCCUUCUUCACCAUCAUCUUCUUCCUUUUCGACAUCCUUCUUCCUCAUUCUUCUUCUUCUUCUCCUCCAGCUCCUCCUCCUCGUCCUCUCAUACCAGUGAGAGCCCAGAUUCCUCGCUCGCCGUACCAAGACAAGAAAUGAAGAGGGGCAACAAAAAAAAAAGAGAGAAAAAUAAACCCGGCAUUCGAAGAUAAGGGGUGCUCCCAUGCAAAGUUUGGGCCCCUGUUUCUACACCUAGUUCAUAUGCGCUGUGGUUGAUCCGUCAACGCCGACUCCCGAAGGCACGAUCCUUGCGUUGAUCCAAGCGCUGCUUGCCGAGGAUUACCCCUUUGUUUUGACUCCAUCCAGUUCGUACCUGCCAUUCCUUACUCUCACGCACGCUCUCCUUCCCUCUUGUCUGUCUGUGGCAUCGGGCGGAAGGUACUUUGUCCCCUUGCUAGCAGUCCUCAGACGAGCCAAUCACCCUCGUCAACCCUUCCUUUCUCUUGCCGCAGACCUCUGCUUUGAAGGGCUCCUUUCUUGUCUUGUUUUCCUCUCCAGGUCAGAUUUCCUCCCUCGCAACCAUUCGAUUAGACCUUGGCAACUUUCAUAUGUCUUGAAGCAAUUGCUUCUGUCCGAAGGGAUGUGGAAAGAUCCACCGGUGUCGUCAGGCUUGUCGACCGACGCUGUAUACGCACACGCACACGCACACUAAACGCGUUCGCUUCCGGCCUUUUCAACAUGACCUAGCGGCCUAUCCGAUGGCGUGAGGAUCUGGCUUUUCUAGGACUGAGCAGUUUGAGAGGCUCUGGCGUCCAAGAGAAGUGACUCGUGCCCGGUGGAUGAUGAGAACUGCGGUGCGACAACGUGCUCAAAACCGGAUGAUGGGAGAAGGGAAUGGGGUAAGCCGUCUCUUUGAGUCCACUCUUUCUAUCAUAGAGUGGCUGGCCAUGGCUG
Molecule: messenger RNA, 1128 nt
Organism: Cryphonectria parasitica EP155
Lineage: Eukaryota; Fungi; Ascomycota; Sordariomycetes; Diaporthales; Cryphonectriaceae
Exons: 1
Coding region: 111-386 (91 amino acids)
Source: RefSeq, a predicted model, not a curated record